CACCGUAAUUCCAUCGGAUUUAAAUAUGAAAACUUGAUUCUUACAAUAAUAAUAAUAAUAAUCCUAAUUUGUUAUAACAAUAUAUACAUGUAAUUAAUUGAAAUGUUGGAAUAAUCUAAUAAAAUAUUUGUUAUAUAUACGACGUGUAUUAUCGACUCAACAUCCGGUGCAAUAAUGUGGUCUUCUUAUUUGUAAUAACAGUGUAUUGUAUAAAUUUAUAUUUUAUAUUUAUACGAAACUUUUUUUAUUUUAAAUAAAUAAUCACGAAUACAAAAGUGAUCUGACCAAUCUGUGAUAUACAUAUUUUUUUUUUUCUUAACCGUAAUGAGAUUUUUUAUGGAAUCCCUUUUUUGUAAAUAUAUAACCUAAAAAUAAAUAUAAACAAUGAAAAAUGUUGCAAACACUUCGGGAACGUUCACAAAAAAGGAAAAAACUACUUGCACAGACGCUUGGAGUUUCUAGUGUAGAUGAAUUAAGACAAAUUUUGGGUACUGACAUCGACGAUGUUCAGAAAAAAAAGGGUAAACUAUUGUCUGAUAAAUCAGAAAGCACUGUCAAAGAUUUAAAAGAUGAUACGGUGCCUGCAGAUGAAAUUGUUUACAAGGAUUCAUCUACGUUUCUAAAAGGGACACAAUCAUCCAAUCCACAUAAUGAUUAUUGUCAACAUUUUAUUGACACUGGUCAAAGACCGCAAAACUUUAUAAGAGAUGUAGGAUUAGCGGAUAGAUUUGAGGAAUAUCCCAAACUGAGAGAACUAAUCAAGCUAAAGGAUGAUCUAAUCGCAGACACUGCUACUCCUCCGAUGUAUCUCAAAACUGAUCUCCUUACUUACAAUUUAAAAGAACUCAAUUGUAAAUUUGAUGUUAUUCUUAUAGAACCGCCAUUGGAAGAGUACCAAAGAACGUGCGGUGCAACAAACGUACAGUUGUGGAACUGGGAUCAAAUAAUGGAAUUAGACAUCGGUGAAGUAGCCGCUAAUCGAAGUUUUGUAUUUUUAUGGUGUGGAAGUAGCGAUGGUCUAGAUAUGGGACGUUUCUGUCUCCGCAAAUGGGGUUUCAGACGUUGCGAAGACAUUUGUUGGAUUCGUACAAAUAUUAAUAAUCCAGGACACAGUAAGAACUUAGAUAGUAAAGCUGUGCUUCAAAGAACUAAAGAGCAUUGUUUAAUGGGUAUUAAGGGAACAGUGAGAAGAUCUACAGAUGGAGAUUUUAUUCAUGCAAACGUUGACAUCGACUUGAUCAUAUCGGAAGAACCUGAAUAUGGAUCCAUUGAAAAACCAGUCGAAAUAUUUCAUAUAAUCGAACAUUUUUGUCUUGGUAGACGAAGAUUACAUUUAUUUGGCCGUGACAGCACAAUUAGACCAGGUUGGCUCACUGUUGGACCAGAAUUAACAAAUACAAAUUUUAAUGCCGAUCUCUAUACUGGUUAUUUUUCUAAUGGCCAAAUAACCACAGGAUGCACAGAACGAAUAGAGGCUCUUAGACCAAAAUCCCCACCACCUAAAGGCAAGGUUUCUGGUCGAGGUAGAGGUGGUUUUAAUCGUGGUAGGGGAAGAGGAAGAUGAAUAAAUGUGUAAAACUUUUUUUGACAAACUACAAUAACUCAAUUUGUAGUUUCUGAUAUAAGAAAUUGUACCUAACUUGAAUGUGAUUUGUAAAUUGUAUAUGAAGUAUUCAUUCGUAAUACUUACACGUGCAUUUUAACUAAUAUUAUCUUAUAAAUGAUCGUAGCUCUUGCUAAAACAAAUUUUUGCAAGGCAAACAAUACAAUAUUAAUAUCUACUUUCCACUUUUUCUUAAGUAUACACUCUAUAAGCUAAGGAAAAAAAAAUCUUUUCCUCCAUCUUAUAACUUUGAUUAACAUUAUAUUUAGGAAAAUUAGAAAAUCAUGUUAAAAGAUUACAAACUCUCGUUGUUACAAAAUAUUUAGAUGGUAUGUUUUAUGUGUAUUUACAUUAAAUGAAAAUAUUUUAUAAGUAAUAAUAAUGUAAUUAUAUAGGAAUUACGAGAUAAUAUUUUCUUUCAAUUUGAUGAAUUUAUUUAAUAAUCACGAAUAAAAUUUUUACACGGGAAUAUAUUUAAUCUGGGAUCAUUCCACUGUGAAGUCUGAUUUUUCAAGAAAGAAAAAAAAAAUUUAAGAGAGACUUCUUUUUAUACACGUAAUUUUAACGCAAUAUUAGAAGUGUGAAUUUUUGUACUGUGUGAUAAUAUUAACGAACGUAAUAAAUAUCAUAGAUUAGUUUUAAAGUAAGGUUUUUUAAGAUAUAAAUAAAAUCAAUCUCACGAUGAAAGAUUUCAAACAUUAAUCUUUAUGUUAUAAAAAUAAAAGAUCGUCUUGAAGUAUUAUUGCUUCCUUUCUUGCACAAAUAAUAACCAUUAAUUGUUGGUACAUUGGUGAAACAAUAGCAUCAUAGCUGAUAAUCAUAAUGAUAUAAAGAAUCGCAAUAUUCCUUUAUAUAAUAUUGUAUUAUGUAUUAUAUAUAAUUAUUGAAAUAUAUUUAAACAUCAUUUAAAGGUAUAUGUAAA
Molecule: messenger RNA, 2525 nt
Organism: Vespula pensylvanica (western yellowjacket)
Lineage: Eukaryota; Metazoa; Arthropoda; Insecta; Hymenoptera; Vespidae
Gene: Mettl14
Product: N6-adenosine-methyltransferase non-catalytic subunit
Exons: 5
Coding region: 392-1564 (390 amino acids)
Cellular component (GO): RNA N6-methyladenosine methyltransferase complex; nucleus
Molecular function (GO): mRNA binding
Source: RefSeq, a predicted model, not a curated record